This is a messenger RNA of Penicillium canescens, 213 nucleotides long. RefSeq lists its product as uncharacterized. The record is from RefSeq and is a predicted model, not a curated record. The coding region runs from base 1 to 213 and encodes 70 amino acids. NCBI's taxonomy places the organism in Eukaryota, Fungi, Ascomycota, Eurotiomycetes, Eurotiales, Aspergillaceae. The transcript has 2 exons.
AUGAAAAAUGCUGCAUUUGAAGUGUGCAUUACGAGCACCAACACGUUCCAGUAUGGCGCGGAGUGCGGUGAGCUAUACAGUGUGAUCGAAACCUUCACUGCGUGGCUCGGCGAUAUUGACACUGUGAAUCUCUUCCCCGAAAGAGCCCCAGGCCUAGACACCAACGAUUUCAAGUUUGAAGCCCAAAUUGCUCUCACUCUUGCUGAUGGCUAG